GAGCUGGUACUCUGUCUUCCUUUUCCGUUUUCGGCUCCGAGCAAACUAAGAGUAGAAAUGGCGUCGUCGGCGAGAGAAUGGAUUGAAGCAGACGAAACGGCGAAGCAAUUUCUCACUAGGGUUUUCUCAGUGAGACCUUUUCUACCAUUACCUCCACCUCUUCAUCGCAUUCCUCUCCGUCCCGGCAAUGUUGUCGAAAUCGUCGGUCCUUCUCCUUCUUCAAAAACUCGCAUUCUUAUGCAGGCUGCUAUUAAUUGUACUUUGCCUAAGGAGUGGAAAGGUGUAAACUAUGGAGGCUUGGAGCGAUUAGUUAUGUUUGUUGACCUGGAUUGUCGUUUUGAUGUAUUAAGCCUUUCACGAUUACUGAAGCAGCGGAUCAUUCGAGCAAAUGGCAAUGGCAUAGGCCAGAAGCUAAAUAAGGGGGAUGAUUCUCCUAGUGGAUCAAAGGAUGCACACACCGAAUAUGACAAAGAAUUGUUCGCUGUCAGCAUGAGAAGGUUCUUGUACAUCCGCUGUUAUGAUAGUUUUGAAUUUCUUGCUACUCUUAAGACGUUGCAUUUCCAACUUCAAAAGGAAAAAGAGGCACAUGGCAGUGGUGUUUAUUUGCUUAUGAUUGACAGUAUUGGAGCUUUUUAUUGGAUGGAUCGUGCUUCACCAUCUAUACCGCCAGGGAGCAACAACAGGAGAAGUCUCUCUUUGCAAAGUGUGUCAGACAUUGCCGUUCAAGAGAUCCAGAAGAUUCUUGUGGUGCAUCCGAUGCUUGUUCUAACUACAAAAGCAGCAAGUUUACAGGAUAAAUUUACAUCUCGCGAAGUUAUUAGGUUGGAUUCAGUUCAUUUCCUUUGUCCAAAAUAAAUCUUGUAUUGCACA
Messenger RNA from Solanum tuberosum (potato), 870 nucleotides. RefSeq names its product DNA repair protein XRCC2 homolog. The transcript has 6 exons. The record is from RefSeq and is a predicted model, not a curated record. Lineage: Eukaryota; Viridiplantae; Streptophyta; Magnoliopsida; Solanales; Solanaceae. Gene Ontology annotation, cellular component: replication fork; Rad51B-Rad51C-Rad51D-XRCC2 complex. The coding region runs from base 58 to 855 and encodes 265 amino acids. Gene Ontology annotation, biological process: double-strand break repair via homologous recombination.